AUGGCAGCCACAUCUGCAUUUACGGUUUUUGCGGAUUUUACUGAAAAAAAUUCAAAUAACCAAGAAAACUGGCAGGACGCAAACGCUGCACUUCUUGAACUUGAUAAAGGUCUAAGAUCAGGCAAAGCAGGAGAACAGUGUGAAUCAAUAGUUCGAUUUCCCAAUCUUUUUGAGAAAUAUCCCUUUCCAAUCCUGAUAAAUUCUGCAUCACUUAAACUAGCUGAAGUCUUUCGCACUGGCAAUAACUUUAUGAGAUUAUGCAUUUUAAAAGUUGCCCAGAGAAGUGAAAAACAUCUGGAUAAAAUUUUGAAUGUGGAUGAAUUUUUGAGAAGAAUUUAUUCAGUCAUUCAUUCUAAUGAUCCUGUGGCUAGGGCCAUGACAAUUAGACUUCUUGGGAGCAUUUCACCAAUUAUUGCUGAGAGAAAAAAUGCUCACCAUAGCAUUAGAACUGGUUUGGACUCACAUGAUCAAGUUGAGCUUGAAGCAGCCAUUUUUGCUACUGGACAGUUUUGUGCACAAUCGAGUGAUUUUGCUUCAGGAGUACUAAACAAACUUGCCACAAUGAUUGAAGGUUUGACGACACCAAUAGAAAUGAAAUUAAAACUUGUUCCUAUAUUUGGUCACAUGCUGCAUGAUCUACACAUGGCAUCCAAGGCUAGAAGUGUUUGUCUUGAGCUUCUCAAGUCAUAUUCAGCUUGUAAAUUUGUGGUUACAAUUCUCCAUACUUUAUCUUGUUUGGCUGCAAAAAGUGUGAGCUGCAUUACAGAUCAGAUUGAGCUGCUUCUAUUGUACCUAAAAGAUGAUCCCCGUAGGAAUAUCAAAUAUCAAACACUAAAUGACCUCAAGAUGUUGGCAAAAGAAGCGUCCCAUAUGUGGGGAAGGAGUCAUAUUGAGGAACUGUGUCAUUUCUUACUGAAGUGUAACUAUGAUGACUUAAAGCUUGGUGGUUUAAUGACACUAGUGACUCUAUCAACAACAUUAGCUGUAGAUCAAUUUGAUAAGGAUCUUAUUCUUCAGGUUUGUUCUCUGGAAUCCAGCUCCUCCAACUUGAUUGUAUCUGCUGUCAGUUGUCAACUACAAAUAAACAUUGCAGUAGCUCAAGUCAAACAAAGUGAUACUACACUAUGUAAACAGGCUGCGUUGGCAGUUGAAGGAACCUGUGUCAUCUGUUGUAUGGAGGGUCAAGUUCAACCACUUAAGAUUUGUUUGGCAUCAAUGAAUCAGCUUGUUGAUUCACAUCCAGAGUCCUGCACCCCCCUGGCAGACUGCCUUGUGGCAUUGCUACCAACAGUUCAAGAGUCUGUGGCAAUAGAGAUGUGUCAUGCUUUAGUCACCAUGGCAACUCAAGUCCCUUCAGCCCUUAUACACUUAAGAUGCGAAUUGAUUGAUUUCUUUAAAUCUGAAGUAGAACAAGAAAGUAGUAUUGUACUUGAUGUGGAAAUGAGGCAGGCUAGUAGUAACUUACUGGUUCCAGCGUUGACACUGAUAUUUCAAGCUCACUCCUGUCUACCUGAGGAAAAUAGGAAUGAAAUCAAAACAGAUAUAGAAACUUUGAUACUUGAAGAGUUGGAAAAACUCACAUUACCAUGUAAAUAUUGGCUGAUUUAUAGGACAGCAAGGCAAGCAACAAGACAGGGAUUUCACUGUCUGGCAUCUAAGCUUUUUGACAGUUUAUCAACAAAGGUUGCAUCAGAGCAUUUCUACUUUUGGCUAAAUGCUCUCAAGUGUUUUUGUGAAGCAGAAAGUACUCUAAACAAACCAUUCCAGACAAAUCGUGAUCUUGCUGAGAGUAUUGCUAGUGCAAGCAGCCAAUAUUAUAAAGGACUUGUAUCACUCAAGGCAGCAGUAACUCCUUCCAGUCAAUUAACAUUUCAAAUUACCUAUGCCAAGCUUAGAGCUGACCUAUUACAAGCACAUAGCUUACUGUUUGCAGCCUGUGCAAGCAUGAAAUCAUGCCCACCGCCUGCCAUUGCAACUGCUGUUGCCAUGACUACUGGACAGGAUGUACACAACUUAAGCCAUUUUGCUACACAGAUCUCUCAAGUCUGUCAAGUUUUCCGUCAACUAGGGGAGAAGUACAGCAAAUUAUUUCAGUCUUCUUUUGAUGCUGACCCUGUGAGUCUGGAAAAUGUUGAAAUUUUACAGCAAAGUUGUUUUCUUGUUUCUCACUGCAUCAAUUUACUGACUAAAACAAUGCAAGAAAGUGGCUUUUCUGAAAUCACUGAUGCAGAGAAAAUAAAGGGGAGUGAUUCUCCCCUCUCACAAGCUUGUAAACAGUUGUACAAUUAUAUUAAGGAAUAUACUUUGGAGCUUCAGUCAGUGCCAGUUUGUCAUUUGCAAACUGAAUACCUGCGUAGAGUAUCACUGACACUUCUACAUGUACCUUUUAUCUUCCCAAAAUACUUCUUUCAAAGCAGACAGCAAACAAUUAUCAAGUUGGCUCUGUCUCCCACUCCUCGAUCCAGCACUGAGCAAAUUUCUGUUCUGACAGAAACACAAUUUGCUCUCAAAGUUGAAGGUAUUAUUGAACAUCUUGGUGUUAAACCAGGCCUUUAUCGGUCAAUCAAGGCUGUGAGUUUGCAUGUGUCAUGGGCACCAGAUGAGCGAAAGCAAACCCAGGCAAUACAAGAUAUAAAGAUGCAUAAACCUAUAACAAGUCUCGAACAAACUGUCAGUCCUCAUCACGACUACUUUAGUGCCCAGUUUCUACUGUCUUUUACAACACCAGCUACUUAUGUUGUUAUGGUAACAACUAGUGUGGUAGAUGACACAGGUGCACUCUGGGAAACUGGUCCAGUGAGUUCACUACAAGUGAAGGCAGUUGAAGGAAACAAUAGACUCAGUGCAGGCUCCUCAAGAAUGUAGAACUAUUCCCAACAGUUUGUAUAUAGUUUUAUAGGUUGUAUAAAAUAAAGUCAAAUUCAAAAUUGUGA
Molecule: messenger RNA, 2933 nt
Organism: Exaiptasia diaphana
Lineage: Eukaryota; Metazoa; Cnidaria; Anthozoa; Actiniaria; Aiptasiidae
Product: integrator complex subunit 7
Exons: 25
Coding region: 1-2865 (954 amino acids)
Biological process (GO): snRNA 3'-end processing
Cellular component (GO): integrator complex
Source: RefSeq, a predicted model, not a curated record